Phasianus colchicus (ring-necked pheasant) is the source of this 21075-nucleotide messenger RNA. RefSeq names its product ligand dependent nuclear receptor corepressor like (gene LCORL). The record is from RefSeq and is a predicted model, not a curated record. Gene Ontology annotation, biological process: regulation of transcription by RNA polymerase II. Gene Ontology annotation, molecular function: DNA binding. Lineage: Eukaryota; Metazoa; Chordata; Aves; Galliformes; Phasianidae. Gene Ontology annotation, cellular component: nucleus.
CUGAUAAAGCUAUCAUUCAAUUCUUUAUUUAACCCUUUUGGUUUACUAGAAACACUUUCAGUUUCCAAAUUGUGCUCAUGUAAGGGAGAAGGCUCACCACCUCUGGAUGUAUCUGACAGUGUCUGAAAAGGCUUUGACUGUUCACAUUAGACUGUUUCAAUUAUGCUUCAUCCUUACCCCAGUUUCCACAAAGCAGUACUUUGCAAAGCUGUCUGUACAGGAGGGAAUUUCACCUUUAGGGAUUAAUUAUAAAGAGGUUUUGGUGAUGAACAGUUUUACAACAUGUCAAUAAGAUAGUUAAAUCUCUCCAAUAUGUGUUCAAGGAAAUUAAUUUAGACUGUCAGAUCGUGAUAGGGAUCUAGUGCCAAACCAUAAGCUACUUUGACUACAUUAGUAUAUGGCAGAUGAAAUGUAUAAUGAUAAUUCCUGUAGCUUUAAACUAAGUUAGCUGCCUCACUGAUCCCUUACAAAUUAGGUAAGGCAAUAAGCUAAACUGAACUAAAUCAAAAUUAUCCCUUGCUGCCUCUGACAUCAGUCAGUCUUGCAGUUUCCUUGUUUAGAAAAGCAGGAUCAAGUCCAUACAAGCAGUAAUCUUUUGGCUAGGAAGUCGUUUUAGCAGAGAAGGAAAAGCAAUUAAUUUAAAAAUAACACCCCUGAUGGUUUGACUAAGCAGGACCUCUUGGUUGUCUGGUUAGUUUUAGAUUUGGAAGAAUAAAAUAUCUCAAAGGGAGGGAGUUGUUCAAAACCCAGUCUCUCUGUCUGCGUGGAGGCAGUAUUUUCAGAAGGCCAUGCAAUAGAAAAUCCAGGCAGCUAGAAAAAAUCAGUUUAGAAUUCUUUCCUCUUUCUUCCUCCUUCCUGAAACCUGCCCACCAACUUUCUGAUCAUGUUUACUUCUUUUUUUUUUUUUUCUUUAAUGCCCAAAAAAGUCUCUCAAAGAGGAAAAUCUUGCUAUUACAACAAAAAACAUGUUAGAUGAACAAAACAAGGGGUGUCUUCUCAGCUCCUUGUUUAAUCAUGGCCAUCUCAAAAAAGAAUCAUCAGAUGCAAGAUGUUUGUGUCCCCGUGAAAUCAUGAUCAAAACUGUGAUCACCUGAGCAAUUCCAUUAAAUGAAUAUUUUUUUUAGUUGCUGGAUUCAUUAAGGUAAAUUAGCUGUUCUACACAAGUGAUGAAGUUUACUUCUAUGAAAACUGAUCAUUCAUAUGGUCUGGUUUUUGGGCAGUUCUGUGCGUAGCCAGGCAUUGGAUCUGAUGAUCCUUACUGAUCCUUCUAAGUCAAGAUAUUCUAUGGUUCUAUUUAAAAAAUGUAUAGGAAAAAAAAAAAAAAGAAAAAGAAAAAGAAAAAAGAUGUAACUUGUCAUCUGUUACAUAGGCUUUGUUCAUUCCUAUGAAAGCAGAGCCACUCCUGGCUGCAGUCUGCAGACAAUCCCUCAGAACGUCUUUCACCCCCUAAAACACCUCCAAGGAUUUCUGAAGGAAACAUCCACAAAGCUUUGCACAAGAAGCAAAAGCACAACAGAUUUUUAAAGCCCAUCUUGUAGCCAAAUAAAUAAAUGAAUUUAUAAUCUCUCCUACAGAGGAUAUUGUUAGCUUGAGAUCGAUGCACUCUACUCAGAUAUAGAUGCGUUUUAGUUCGUGUGGACUCUGAUGAUGCCUUUCAGGAGUUACCCUGGGCUUUGCUUUUCCCUGUGGCAGGGUGGGUAUAUUUGUUGUUGUUUUGAAGUUCAGUGCAAAUAAGACACGGGGCGCACACAGAUCCGAGGUGAAAGAGGGAGCAAGGAGGCUGCUGCCUGCUAAUUGCUGGCUGAUGUGGGAAAAGCCAGAGGAAGCAUGGGGCGUCUUCCUGCCUGCAGCUCGCAUCCUUGUCAGUCCCGUAACUAGGCACGCACAGUGACAAACGGCAUUUCUCGCAGAAGCGGCAAUGCGCGCAGGGAGUGCUCUGAACGGGGGAGUUUUUGGGGGAUGCACUCAGGGAACACCUGAGGAAACAGCAAGAGCUCCAUUUUCCGCGUUCAGAGCUCUGUACCGUGCCGUUCGUGCCAACUUUUCAACCGUUACCUGGACUCGGCUCGCUGCAACGCAGCGUCGGGCUACGGGCGAGCCGUGCCCGGGGCGGGGCAGCGCUGACAGCUUCCCGCCCGCCCAGAGCAGCCGCGGGCAGAGCCGUGACCAACAGCAGCCCGUUGGCUGAGAAAACUUUGAGGUCUACUCUGUGAGCGGCUCUAGGAGGCUUUCUAGGAAGGCGUAGAGCUGUGGGUGCGUCCCAUCCGAAGUGCCUCGGGGCGGGCGUCGUUUUGCGGCCCCCCGCUCCGUCCUCCUCAGCGGACUGCGACUUCCAGCGUGCAUUGCGGCCCGGCCGAGCUGCGGCAGGUGGCGCGCUGCCUCACGGGAUUUGUAGGCGGAGAGGCACGGAAGGGAAACGGAGCGGGGGUGGGCGAGAAGUUACCGCGGGGCUUACUGGCGGCCCGGUUACCGAACCACGCUCUGCUGGGGCGGGGAGGGGUCGAGCCCGGAAGGCGGGAAGAUGAAGGAGGGCGUGACGUCUCGAGGACACGUGUCAAUCACUCCGCCAGGCGGCGCGCGCGCUCCCCGCCCCGGAUGCUGAAGGGGGUUGGGGGGGGCGCGGGCACGCGCUCGCUGAGGCGGGAGGGGGGGAGUCGGGGGAGCGCGCGGCUCUUCUGGGUGGCGCGCGCGCUCGUAUGUAAAUGAGCGGGCGUGAGGUCAGAGGCAGAUGGAAAAGGGAACAGACAGAAUGGCCGCCGCGGCUCCCGCUCCUCCUGCCGCCGCCUCCCAGUGCCGGAGCCCCCGCUGCACGGCGGAGCGUAGAGGAGUCCGCCGCGAACUCGACUCCUGGCGGCACCGGCUCAUGCACUGUGUGGGUUUUGAAAGUAUUUUAGAAGGGCUUUAUGGACCAAGGCUACGAAGAGACCUCAGUUUAUUUGAAGACUGUGAGCCAGAAGAGCUAACUGACUGGUCUAUGGAUGAGAAAUGUUCCUUUUGUAAUUUACACAAAGAAACAGUCAGUGAUCGUGCAUCAGUUAUCGGUUCUUCACAGUCAACGCCUACAGAGGAACUUUCAUCUCAGGGCCAGUCCAACACUGAUAAGAUUGAAUGCCAAGCAGAAAACUAUCUAAAUGCACUCUUUCGAAAGAAAGAUCUUCCUCAGAACUGUGAUCCUAACAUUCCCCUAGUUGCUCAGGAAUUAAUGAAAAAAAUGAUCCGCCAGUUUGCAAUUGAGUACAUUUCAAAAAGUAGCAAAAUUCAAGAGAACAGAAAUGGUUCAUCAUUUGAACCGAGUCUGAUAUGUAAAAGUAUCCAAAUGAACCAAACGGAAAACUCCCUUCAGGAAGAGCAGGAUAGCCCUCUAGACCUCACUGUGAAUCGAACUCAAGAACAGAAUACUCAGCAAGGGGAUGGAGUGUUAGAUCUCUCUACAAAGAAAAACGCAAGGUUGGAAGAGCCAAAAUACGAUCCCUUGUGUUCUGAAAACUCGGUGUCUGGUUCAAGCUCAACAGCUGAUGCAAAUUCAGAGGAAACUACUAGUUUGGAAAAAGGAAAAUCAGCAUUAAACAAAGUUUUGGAGACUUUUUGUUCAUAUCACUGGCAACAGACUUUGGCUAUGUUAAAAUUUUUAAUGCAAGAUGAAAGCGUUCCUAUAGUUUGCAGUUGCAAACAAACAUAUUCAGUCCACUCUGAAACUCCCAGUUUCCUUACUGAAGAAGAUGUUCAUGUUUCAUUUUGCAAUUGCAAAGGACAUAUGAUAACAAAAAGUUGCUGUUUACAAAAUCAAAUACCAAACACUUAUUUACCACCUCUGCCUAUCUGUAUUAAAGAUUUUCAUUCUUUGUCAUGCCAAGCUGUAGCGAUUGGAUGUAUUAAGACCAUGGUGAACAAAGCAUGUAGUUCUAAGUAUUGUGCUGAACAAUUGCAAAAUUCUACCAAGCAUUCUGUGAAAGCAGUAGCAUGUGCAUCUUCAAUUAAGGACUGUGACCUGUUAAACAGCAUUAAAAAUUCAAGUAGAUCUCGCAGCCCGUCACCACCACCACUGUCACCUGUGCAGAAUAAAGAAUUUGAGACAGUGGAAGGAUCAAUUAUGGAUUUUCCAAUUUUAGACAAUAACAAGCCUGAAAUAUCCAUCAACCAGCCUCCAUACCUAUUGCCAGCUGAAGGAAGCAAUGGAGAAUUUGAAUAUGAAAACAAAACAUGUGCAGAAAAAGUGACUGGAUAUUCAGCUGGAACAUUGCAGUCAAUAGAUGAAGAAAACAACAAUUACAUGAAUUCUGAGAAAGCUGAGAAAGGUGAAUAUUAUGCCAUUUUCCAAGAUUUAAUGGACCGUAUUAAUGAAAAAUUAAAAUCAAUAGACACUACAGAUAUAGCAGCAAAUCUUGUAAAAUUUUCUAGCAGUGACAGGGCACCAGAAAACGAUGUAAAAUUAGGAGACUUUAUAACCUCCCUUUUGCAUAAUGCUAAGGCAAGUGAUUAUAGUUUUAUGGAAUUACUUCACCAACAUGAUAAGCAAAUGGAAAAUAAAAUAAUCCAAACAAGAUUUCGGAAGCGUCAGGAAACUUUAUUUGCAAUGUAUAAUUCUCCUGAUUCACCGUAUAUUCGACGACAAUCUUUGCAAAUCAAGAGGCAGCUUGCAAGCCUUGAUGAAACUUUUGUAAGAAAAAAGUCAAUUUCUGAAAGAAAUGCAAAGAAAUCUGCAAAGAAUUUUGAUAAGAUAUACCCAAACAAAAGGCACAGGUUAACUGUGAUAGAAGAUAAAGAUUUGCAAUGUCUUGAAAGUAAUCCUUGUAUGAAUUGCCAUACCAAACAAGUAUGUUUUCCAGUACACCAAACAGAGUCUUUCAAACUACCUCUUGCUAAUUUUCAAACCAGCUCUGACUUUCUAGUUCUUUCAGAAGACAGUGCUUUUGCAGCCAACCAGGCUAACUCUGCAAAAACUCAAGGAAAUUUUGCGACUCUAAAAGAGACUGAUCAGCUUUCUUUGCAUGGGGAUAAUAACGGAGCUCCGGGCAGAGCUAAACGCAACAUUGUGCCUCCUGGAUGGUACUCUGUGUAUGUAACAAACAAUAUUGUAUUCAGAAAAUCAUCUGAUGCAAAGAAGUCUUUAGAAUGUUUGGAAAAAAUGCAAAUAACUGAAGAUGUCCAUGCUGAAAGAUGCAGUGAUGUAAAUAUAAGCAAAAUUGUGAGAGACACGAAUCUGCAAGUUGUUGUAGAGCGUUUAGAAGACACAAUUAACUUAGCUAAAAAGGCUAACAGCUCGUGGUUGAGUAGUUACAAAAUAAGCCAAAAAGUAAAAGAUAGUGCUUGUGAACAGGUUAUGAAACCACUUGCUAAAAGAGACUUCCCUUUCAGUGCGGAUGAAAUGGAAUGCACAGGACAAAACUUCCUUCCACAUUCACAUUUGUCAACCAGCAAUAAAAACAAAACUCUGUGUGUGACAACAAGCAAGCAAGAAAUGAUUAUAGAUCGAGAAAUUAAUGACAGCCUUUUGAAGUCUCUGAGCAUUGAUUCAUCUAGUUCAGCAUCAAGCAAUGAGGCCUUGCAUACAACUUCUGAAGCUAGGGAAAUACCAUCUUCCUUAAGCUACUCAAGUCCUGUUAAGCUUAUGUUUGUUUCAGAGGUUAAUAGCAGUGAAGGCAUCAAAUAUACUUUGACAUCUGCAACUACGUCUUCUAAAGGAAGCACAGAUAUUUGUUCAUUUCAGGGGUACACAAGCAGUGUGUUAGACAAAGAGACCACAGAGAAUCUUUCUCAUGCAAUCUGUGUCAGUGAUCUUGAAAACAGUGCCAAGGAGGAAUCAAGUUGUGUUUGUGAGGAAGCAAUUACAAGCUCCUGUGCAGUUGGUCAAACUAACUUAAGUGACUCAAAACAAAAUGAAAUAGUGGAGAAAUCAAGCAAUAGUGGUGAAUCUGUUUUAAAAAGAAAGCCUGGUAGACCAAAGAAAAUAGGUCCUCAAGUUGUUAAGCAGGUUAAGAGACCUAUUGGGCGGCCUCCAAAACCAAAAGUAGAUAUAACUGAAAGGAGAGAAUGUAGAGCUGAACUCAACAGUGAGGCUAAAAGUACCAAAUCUGAUGCAUCAGUAAUGGAAGAAGUUAAUAGCAACAAAAAUAUCACUGUGACGGUUGUUUUUGGAAGGUCAAGAAGAACUAAAAGACAUGUUUCUGAAGGUAAUGUUAUCAGCACUCUGCCCAGAGAACGGGUUGACUUCAGUUUUGCCAAUGACCACAGCAAAGUGAGGCAUAGCACAGAAACUGAAAAUGCUUUGACUGAAAUAGUGAAAGCCUUACAGAAUUCUUCUACUGAAAAUGAGGUCUCUGGUUAUGACUAUGUUAGACCUAUCAAGAGCAACCUAGCAUCACCACAUCCUUGCAGCAAUAUUAUACGGCCAGUAAAGAAACCGUUAACUACCAUUCGAAAACCUGGUCGGCCAGCAAAAGUAAAAAUCUCUGGCAUAUCUGUGACUGUUAAUAGAGUUUCACCUCAGGAAAGAAAAGUGAGCAUUAGCAACUGUUUGCCUCCUUUACAACAGCAGAACUUGUUAGAAAAAAACAUAUCGCAGGAGAGAAACAAUCAGCUGUGCAAUAACUUGAGUCAAGUAAAGAGUGUGCAGAAAGAUUCUAGAGAAGAUGGAUCAAACAGUGUUAUUACAACAUUGUCAAGAAAACGUGAGAUUCCAUUGAGACACUCUGUUAGAGACAGAAAGCCCUCAUUGCAUUUCUUACAUUCAUUAGCAUCCUCUAGUGCAUUUACUUGUAGAAGUGCCUUGCUGCAUAAAUCUUACAAACUCCAUUUGAGAAAAGCUAAAGAUCAAAAGGAAAAACGUAGGCAAUCAAAUCAGAGCAUAACAUCCACAGAUACCUCAGAAAUGAGAAAUUCAGAAAAUUCAGAAAAGAAUCUUGAGGACAGUGAUUUUGGGCCCAUUAAUGAUGUAUCAUCGGAUCCCAUUUUUUCAUCAAAGCCUUCUCUCAGGUGGUGGGCUACUUCUGCUUCAAGUGACACUUUGAUGGAAGAACUAAAUAAUAGAUUUGAACAGAUAACUAAUACCUGGCUGCGAGUGGGGGGAAAUGAAUUUGAUAAAUGUGUAUGUGAAAACAGGGAUCCCACUGAACAAGACUGUAACAGUGAAAUGUCAAACCCUUUAGAUUCCUGCCUUGUAGAAAUUGAAACAUCACCUAUAAAAAUGCUUUUUCAGAAAAAGUGUAACAUGAAUGAACUCUGCACCUGGUUUAUGCAAACUACAGAAACUCAGUCUCUCUCACUAGUGAGAAAGGCAAAUGCUCGCAAUCCUUUAGAAGUAGUUAGUACUAGAGAGAUAAAGAUGGAAACUAAGCAAUCUGAUCUUAGUACUUGCCUUUUCAGAAAGCACUUUAAAAAGUUUGCACUAUCCUCUCCUUCAAAACCAGCAGGGAAAUUACAAAUAUUACAUAAUAUGGUGAGGUCUCCAGUCCUAAGCAUGAAAAAUAAUUUCGCGUUAGCCAGAUUAAAAAGAAAUGAAUUUAAAAAGUUACAGCAUGAUAGGUGGGGACAAACAAAAAAAAAGCUGUAUAGUCAGGCUCCUGGAGGCUGGAAAUCGAAAAAGAAAAAUUUACAGUUUUUUUGCCAAAGCCAGUUUUUUAAAAGUACAAGUGGGGAAAGCAGUGAUGGAAUGCCUGUGCUCCAGGAAAAAAAUACAGUAGAAAUCCAGCCCACUCAAACUUUGGUAGAAUCUCAGAGUAGCCUCUUGCCAACUGAGAAUGAAGCCAGAGAUGCAUUUGUUCAACAGAUGAUGGGAUCUUCUGACUUUAACCCACAUCCCGGUUUAGCAAACAUUCUUAAGUCACAUGCAGAGACAAAUGGAACAAUUUGUUGCCAACAAAAUGUUAGAAAAGGACAAAGCCAAGAUAAACUGUUUCCAAAUACAUGGAAAGCCAAAACCUUUAAAGAUUGUAGAAUAUUUCUGAGAAAAAUCAACCAUAUUGAGCAGCACAAUUCGUUUAAGUUAAAUAAUGUCAUUUAUUCUCCUGAAGCUGUUGAAAGUAAAAGUCAUCAGGCCUAUUUGGAAGAGAAAAGACACCCUCUUUUGAGGUCCCAUUCUACUAAGCAAAACACAUUAAAGAAACAAGAGAAUGAAAUGGAAACACCUAAAGGAUCUAAUUCUUCUAAAGUGACUGAAAGACUGGAUGACCAGUUUCACAGCAGAGAAUUAAGUAGUGGUGUAAACCAUGAUGAUAAUCCUGCUGGUAGUUCUGAAGUUCUUAUCAGAAUAAACAAAAGAAAAAGUCCACAAUGGGAGACCACUGAUACAAAUGUAAGAAAAAGGCAUAAGAGACAGUCAUACAAUAGUGGACAAAUGGCAGCUUAUUACCCAAAGUGCCAAGUAGGUAAGUUCCUGUUCCCCCCCUCACCUUAAAUUGCAAUCUUAAAUAAUUAGAGAGGUCAAACAACUAAGCACUUUGGAUUUUUUUUUAAUUAUAUUCAUAUUAAUUUCAGAGUAGUAAUGAAAUUAAACAUAGCAGAAUAAUUCUGAAAUGCAAAUUCGAUACAUAUAAAAUAUUUUACGCUAAUUUUUCAAUUGUAAUAGGCUUGUUACAUUCUUCUAUGGCUGUAGCAUGGCAAGGUGAAAGGAAAAAAGCUAAGUAAUAUAGUCCAGAGAGACAACAAAUCAAUUCUGACAUAUUGAAGUCGGUGGCAGCUGGUUAUUAAUUUCAACGUGAAGAAUUUCAUUCCACAGUAUAGCUUCUCAUAUUCUGAGGAAGGGUAAAUUAUAAAAUGAAACUCAAUUUAUUAACCAACAGAGUUGUUUGAAAACAAAACUUUUUUUUUUGUUGCUUAAGUAUUUCUAAUGUAAAUCUGUAAUGGUUUUGUAAUUAAGUGGUAAAAAAUAGCACUAUGUACUUCUGAGAAGUAUUCGUUCAGAGAUCCGUUUUAGUAUCCAUUCAAUGCCAAAUGAAAUAUGCUGACUCUAAAGGGUUUGUGCAUUGAAUCCUUACAGAACGAUUUGAAAUACGAAAUUAUUCUAGUCAAGUACAGUAUACAGUUAUCAUGCUGAAUGAAUUUGUUUGGAAUGUUUUUAGGCUAGUGUGAAUUCAAUCUAUUUUUAAAACUAGAUAUUUAUAAUACAUUGUUAUACAACUGUGAUCUCAGAAAGGCUGAUAUAUGCUUACAAAGAGGGUACACUUGUGAAAUUAUUUCUUCUGUGAUAUGAAGAAAUCUGCUUAACCAGAAGUCUCAACUAGUUUCAAUAAAAUAACUAAGCUGUUAGGUAUCCACAUAAGCAGAAAAAGAGUUCUGCGGAAGGAAUUCAGUUACUGCAGAAAUACCUGUUUUUAGAAACAACCCUGUAUGAGCUAGUCUGACUUUAUUGCCCAAAGAAUAAAGAUAAAAUUCGAAACAUCAGAGCAAAAUCUUAUGUCCCCCUUUGUAUUCUAUUUUGUAGAAAACUAUCCCAGAUAAUAAACUGAGGUAUUAAUUUAAGUUGUAAUAUAAACAGUAUUAUGGCUCUUUGUAUACUUUGUUUCUUUUGUACUUUAUGUAAUAUACAAUUCUUCAUAUUAAGCUCAUUUGUUGUAAUCAUACAGUGCUUUUCUGAGGUACAGAUUUUUUUACAUUUAUACUAUUAUUUUUAACUUACUGAUUUGGGGCCAAAUAACAUAAAGGAAAAACCCAACUUGUUUUUAAGAAGUUCAAAGUUUGACACAAGGUUGCUAUAGAAAAAGCUAGAACUAGAAAAGGAAAGAGUAGCAUCUACUUGUUUCUUUUUACCAAUGAAGAAAGAGCUCUCUCUUCUUUUUAUUUUGUAAUUUUGACUAUAGUCAAGAAAAUUUUGCAUUCAAUUUAUAUAUUUAAUUUUUUUCUUGCUAUAACAAUGUAAGACCUGUUACUGUGAUAUGGACUCAUGUUAGUUUUAAUUGGGACUCUAUUUUAUUUACCUGAUAACUUUCCUCUCAUAGUUUUGGAUCUUUGGAAAAAUCUGAUAACUAUUUUACAUUAUUUCAUUUACAAUUUUUGUUUAUUUUCCCUCAUAGUUAAUCAUAUCAAUUGUUGUCUUUAGAAUGGAUAUAACAGAAAGUUCCUCGAUAAAGGAAAUGUUAAAAGAGAAAAAAUUACAAUUCUGGAGCUUUCUCCAUGCUUGUAAAUCUGUCUUUUUUCAGGGUACUGUUUUGGUAUAGAAAUUGUCUUGUUUUGGCAUGUUGAUUCAACAUUGUGUACUGUCUGCACUAGCUAAGGAAAUCAUAAAAAUAUUUUUAGUCUAGCAUGUAGCUACUGGCUAAAAAGAAGGAACAUGAUUUCUAGCUGUGCAUGCAUGCAUUUUCAAAUGUAGUUCCUGCAUCUGGAAGUUUAAUGCACAUGAAAGCAUCAUUACUUGUUCAUAUGUUCUUUGGAUUGUAUUUUUGUUGAUGUGGUAUCAUAAUUUAUAUCAUCAUUUUGUUGCCAUGCUUGAAAUGUUCUUAUGGUGACACAGUCAAUAUUUAAAGUUUUUCUUCAAGUUUUUCUGAUCUUGGUGUAUUCUUAAAAGAUGGAGGUAUUGUGAUGCUGGUUUAUUAUGAAGCAUUGUGGCAAGUAGGCAGAAUGUUGUCAGAUUUUGAUAUAGUCAAUUUUUGUUAAAACAUACUAGUGAAAUUGCCAACUGAGUUUUUACAGUUCAAGGUAGUAUCAAGAAACAAGAACUACACUACAUGCAGUCAAUGUAGCAAGAGAAGAGAAUGAAUCAUCUUUUUUUUUUUUUUUUUUACACUAUCUUUUUUAUUCAAAAUGAGGUUUAAUGAGUAAUAAACAACACCUCGAUUUCUCAACUGUUGCUUCAACAAUGCAUUUAUGUGUCAAGGACAAUUCCUUUCGCUGUUGAUAUAUGUUGUGAUCAUUUAAAUUACUUUUUGUAAGAACACUGAAACAUGUUUUCUUUGCCACCACAACAGUAAAUUGUGUUAAAAAUCAUUUAGGAGAGCAUUUAUGUUUCUUUCCAUGAGGAUGGUUCAGACCACACUCAUGUGCUUUGAAGUCCACCAAGCUUAAUCUUAAAAGCUUCAGUAGAGCCAAGCUGAAAUGAGAGAAACUAUUAUCGUUCAAUAAAAUGGAAUACAAUAAAGGACUAUAAGAAUAUAAUUAAUAUAUUGUUAAAAUAUAUAUGCAUUUAUCAGAGCUGAAAAGGAGAUCAUAGACCUCCUGCAGUAGCAGGCAGUAUUGCAUGCUGUGAUGACGUGACAUACCUGUCCUCUUAGCCUUUGUAUCGGGCUGGGAUUUCACACAGAAGAGGUUUUAAAAGUGUGUUCUGAUAAUAAUACUGCUUUUCUGCUAAUAGUCUGGAGUUUCAGAGAAAAAUUCUAAUGUAUCUUGUUGGCAGGGAAUAUAAAUUUUUGAUUUUGAUUUUUCAUUAUAUUUGAAUGAUGUUUUAAUAUACCUUAUUGAGAUCAAGUUAGCUUGACACUUAAAAUGAAGAUUUGCUAAUCUUUGUAGUCAUUUCGAAGUUGACUUCAGGAGUCAUGAAUCACACUGAAAACUAGAUACUUUUAUGAGUCAAAUUGUUCUCUUGAUUGUUUGUGUAAGAUAACCUCUUUAUUAUUAUGACAACAAACAAAAUUUUCCUCAAACAAGACUUCCCUUGACAGACUUAAGUUUUUUUUUCAAACUGGGAGGCAAUGCCGUGUGAACCCUUUGUACGCAUGAGUAUUAGUAUGGCAUUAAUAUUCCAGUAUUGUUGCUUAUUUGACUUACAGUGGUCCAGUCUUCAGAGAAGACUAUACAAUGUGAAUAACCUCUACUGCUGUAGAAGGUAUUGCAAUGACCUAGUGAGAAAACCAAGGUUUUUAGGAAGUCUUCCCAGCUCUCUCUUUCACAAAGGAGAAUGUUCUACAUUCCCAAUACAGAACAAAUGUAAAAUAUUAGAUGAGGUAAAGUGCAAGAGACAAACCAAAACAAUCAUUAAAUCUGCUGAUUUUAAGAAACACUUUUUAACAGCCAUAUCUUAGCUCUUUUCUCAAAGGCUUUUCAUGAAAAGUACUUAGCUUCAGGAUGGCGCAGAUGGAAAUUUUCGUAACUGUAAUUCCAAAACAGUAAGUUACUUUUUCACACAGACAUGAAACAAAGUAAGAAAAUUGAUUGAAAGCAUAGAAAAAGUAGUGAAAAGAAUGACUACUCUCAUUAAGUGGACCAUUUUUAAUGCAGAAGUGCAGACUUGAUUUAUAAUUGACUACAUGUGUGUUAUAAAUCCUGCCUCAUUUAUUUGACUUAAUGAUCUCUGCCUCAUCCCCCGGAACACAGUAGUGGUGGCUCUAAUACCAUGGUCUGAUGCUUCAGCUUCUUUUACACCACGAAUCUCCAUAAUCCAUGAGCAGUAAUGUGGUCCUUCCUUCUCUUGGCCUUCUCUCCCAUCACGUGACCUAGUGAACAGAACCACUUGCAAGUUGAGAAAUGUUGGGUGCUGUUUUAAGUUGUGAUCAUUUACAUAUCACCUUGGGAUAUGCUGUCUGUCAUGCUUUUUUUGAAGGUUCUGAACUUAUUUGAAUGGAAAACUUAUUUCAAAGAACACAACUCAAGACUUCCAUUUCCUUCACCUGGCAGGAAACUUCAGUAGUGUAAUGUUGUGUUCACUGUGCUUUUAGGUAGGAUCUAUAUUCCUAGUUUUACAAAGAUUUUUUUCUUUUCAUUUCAUUCAGUAUUGUUGCAUCAUAUCACUUUAAUUCAAUUUCCUCCAAAACUGGGAACUUCAUGCUUUCUUAUUUGUUCUCAAUUCAGAAUAAAGUGAUAGAUUUUUAGCUUUGCAUAGAGAAUUGAUAACAACAUCUAAAUGUAUCUUUAUGUUUUUGCUUAGUCCGUUCUCAGGAACAGAAAUUAGUAGUUUUCCUAGCAGUUUUGAAGAUAUGAUGAGUACUCAGUGGUCUUUAAUUACACUCAAAAAAGGUAUAUUCUGGAUUUAGAAAGUAAGGGGAAGACUUACGGUGCCAAUAAGACUGAGCUAUUCUUUGCAUGUAUUCUUGGGUAGAUUUUCCCUCCUCUUUCAUCCAAGGAGAGCCAGUCAACAGGCUCGCCUUGGAUGAUCAAAUCCUUCUUCAGAUUUUCAGGUCAAAUAUACUGCUGCAUUAAUUACCAGUUCAUCCUUUAAAAAGCACUGUCUUUUCAUUUUGCUAUAACUGCAGAACUGUGCUUUACAAACAUUGUUUAAACAAAAAUUGGAAGUAAUAGAAGUUAUUCUUUUUUUUUUUUUAAUGUUUCAUUAGCAGUACUCUAAGCACUGUUUGCAGUGCUGUGUAGAGUUGUGAAGAAUCCUAUGAACUUAUCUGAAAUUUUGUUUCAAUUUAGGUAAACACUUAGAUGCUAUUAGAAAUUACAUUUCUGUUUUUUUUCAUGUUCCUUCUUAAUUGAAUUUGUUCUGUAACUAGGUAGUAAUUUAUAAUAAAUAAAUUCAGGGUGUAUUUUAAGGACAGCAUUUUCUUUAAGGCAGCAGCUCUUAUUUUCAAGCUGUAUGUUUGUGAAUGCCAAAACAAUUUUGCAAGAGCUGCAGAAUUAUCAGUCCAAUUUCAUUCUAUUUUUUAACUGCUUAUUUUUCAUUGUGUUCAGCUGUUCUCUAAUUUUUCUCUUAUACCUGAUAGAUUUGUAAUAUAUAUAAACAGGAGUUCAGCCAGCCUUCAUCAUAGAUUUCUUCAAAUCCAAGCAUGGAAAAUCUUUUCUGAGUACUUUUUAAUCCACCUUUUCUUAACAGGAGGUAAUUUUUAUUUUUUUCCCUGCAGAAGAAAGAUACAUGUCUUUUCCAAAGCAGACAUAUACGCAGGCUUUGUCUUCCUAGCUCCAUGCUUUUGGGCAAACAGCUCUGGACACCUCAGAACUCUAGAAAACAUUCUGUUUGUACUCUUGUGGAAUAGAACUAGGAAUUUAUGUCUCUCUUUACGUUUUUUCUUAUCUGAACAAAGGGGACCUUUUACUGAUGAUUUCUUGCACAUUGUAGAAAUGUAUCACGUUCUAGAUUGUUCUUCAGUGUUCUCUGGUAUAAUGGUAUCUGUUGCUCUAUUAAGUAUAAAUCUAUAGCUAUUAUGAAAUUCACGUUUUCUGGGAUCUAAGGUUGUUUUCUGUAUUCUGUUGUUCUUCUUGUCAGCCUGGCGGCUUUCACUUUCUUCUUUAACUAGUCAAACUUGACAUCUGUCUGCAUUCAUCUCUAUCCGUUUCUUACCAAAAAUUGAAAUGCAGACAUACGUUUCACAAAUGUUUCUUUAAGUGGCUCUGCCAGCUCACCCCUCUCCAUCCUCUUACUUCACGCUCCUUUCAGUCAUACGGGUGAAAACCUGUGCUUUUGCCUUUUGUCAUGGUGUGUCCAUAAGAUGGACAAGAAGCCUGAUUUGGUUCUUGCUUUUUCUUCAGUGAUGACCAAGGUUAGCCUUGUCAAUAGAAACUGUCUUAAUGGAACACUUCACAUAAAAUCUUUUCAAGGGCAUACACCUAUUCAUUUCUACUUGGUUUUGAAGGUUUUAGAUAAGUUGCAUACUUUUAAGCCAUUAGUGAGUAACAUGAUUACAUUCUUCAUGUUUUUCCAAGCAGUUGUUAGGUAAGUACUCUAAUUUUUUGUUUUUACUUUGUAGUUCAAGGUGAAUAUUUCUAAAUAGUGGUCCUGCUGGGGAAUUAGACUGAAAGUUCCACAUAUCUUGUUAGAAUACUCUCAGAUGUAAAGACUUAGGGAGGUCAGUCUCUUAGGAUGGAUGUUCUCACAGGUUCCUCUUACCAUCAUGUAAUCAAGAGAUUAUAUUUGGCAUUUUACUGAUACAGGCUUGCCCUCAAGCUUGUACAUUUCCAACCAUUAAAAUCUUGAUUAUUUGCUUAAAAUAAUGGAUUAUUUCCUGUAUAUGAAAUAUAAGCCUAGCAGAAAAAAUCGAGGAAAUGAAAUACAAUAUGACGUCUUUCUUACUCAAAAAUCAAAAGUAGUCUGACACUCACUUACAUGGUGCUUUGUCCCAAAUUUUGGGAAAAGCAUGUACUUAAAGUUAGAUUUCAGUGUUCUUAAUGAUCUUAUUGAUUGUUACUGCAAAGUACACACUUGUUUUUUAAAUGUAAGUAGCUUAUUUACGAAGUGAACAAAGAGGUAAGAGCUAUAGGUAAGGCGUCCAUUGUUAAAAUUGGGGUGGAGUUGGUUACCUGUGUUUCCAGUUACAGAUAUUUGUUUUUUAAAAAAUUUCUUCUUUGGCACAUUUGUUAUUGAGUGCAUGUCCGCAGCUCGCUAUACACAGCUGUUUUAAAAUUAUAUUUAAACAGUAGAAAUCUCAGAAAAGGAAAUUACUAAUUUGCAAAUUAUUGUCUGACCUUCCUUAAUUCAGAAGCCUGGAGCCUUGUAAGUCGCACAGGGACUGUCACAUGUUUCAGAGAUGAUCUCCCUCCAUAACAUAACUGCGGUUUUAAUGCCAAAAAAAUAUUUUGAAUUAAAGAUUGGAGAUUAAGCCAAUUCAAAUAACAAGAUAUACGUUGUUGUAUUCAUCAUAGUUUGGAGGUGGUGGUGUUCUGUUUCUGUGGACAACAACAGCCCAAACCAACAUCCUCAGUUGUGAACGUCCAACACCAAGCCCCAACAUCCAGCCUUGUACAAAUGCAUUUUCAGUAUGAAUAAGUACAGUUAAAAUAGCAAACACGUAUGUUAUAACAUGUUUCUAAAGAAAACUGCACAACAGUUUGGGUUUUUUUUUUAGUUUUUACUUUUUAGUUCUAUUUUGUUUAAAUUGAUUUGUAUGCUGCUAGCUUCCAGUAGUGCUUAGAAAUUGUUUUCUUUUGUGGAACAGAGGCAAACUUGUUUCACAACAGUGCCUAGAUAGAUACUAAAAAUUAAUGAUGUUCCUCAUGAAAUGAGUGAUGCUCCCUUCCAGCUGUUAGGUUAUUAGCUAGUUUUGCUUCUAAGGUUUUUCAACGACAGUAUGCUAUGAAAGAUUAGAGACAGGACUAUUUUUUCCUUAAAAAGAUUUAAUAGUAACACAAAAAUGCUUGAAAAUUGUAUCGCAUCUUUAUAUCAUUUUGGUGACAGUUUAUCCUAAUAUUUUGCUUUCUUUAAGAAUUCUGUGCUCUGUGCCAAAUAAUGUGUAUCACCACAAAGCAUAGUGGUUCUUCUAAAAAAAAAAACCCUAAAAACCACAGUACUAGAUAACUCAAGCUGCUUUAAACAAACUCUUAGUUAUUUUUCUCAUGUAUCUCAUAUGUAUUUACUUUGUUUUCUUUGAUUUUAUGCACCCAUCCUGGUUCUGACUUCUCACACAGUAUUUUGGCCUCAGUUCACUUCCAGUCUCACUUUCGUUUACUGUUUUAUUUUCCUUAGCAUUCCAGCUGUGUUAAAUACAACUCACAUCUCAAUUUUAGAUCACUCCCUUCAUAUUGGCUAUCUCCCCAACUUCCUGAGAUCUGGUUGGGUGUGCCAUCUGUUUUCAGGGCACUUCUCUCUCACGCAUUAGCAAACACAAUUCCAUUCAUUCACUUGAAAAAUAUUUAUUUCUUAUUACGAUGCGAACCCAUUUGAUAAAUGGAAAUGAGGCAUAAAGAACUUUCUGAGUACAUUUCUUAGAUGUUGCAUUUUGGCAUUGUGCGAAGAUGAGUUUAAAUUUCAGAGACAAUAAAUCUAACUGCAUGCUUGAUUUGCCUUUGUUUCAAUGUAUGUAGUGCUAGCAAAUCAGCCUCUGCUUGAAUGCAUGUCAAAGUACUGUAGUCACUGUGCAUUCAAGCUGUAUAGAUCUACUACUUCAUUUUCUGAGAAAUCGUUGAGUGGUUUGUACAUGUAUAACUUAAACAACAUAAAAUAUAUUCUAUUUCCACUCCAUUUUUUGAAUGCUCUGGCUAAAAGCCUCAUCGCUUUGUAUCAAGUGCAAUGUAUCAAGAAUGCUGGUAUGCUUUCUAAGGUAUAGAUCUGGACAUCAUUAAUAGUGUUGUUUUGUUUAACAAGUCUGAUUUGUAGAACUUGUGUCAGAUAGGAGAAUUCAAAAACAGACUGACAGCUCUCAGCCAAUCAGGGAGAUACAUUGUGCUAUGAAAUCAGUAUUGCUAAUGAUUAGAGAAACAUAACCCUGCAGCAACACUUGCACAGACAUUUUACAGCGUACAGAUGCACAACAUCUGAUGGUAAUCUCUGACAGUAAGUCUCCUAACAGAUAGCAAUUAUCCUUAUGCCUACUUUUUCUGUGUGGCCUUCACAUAUAGUAGGCAGAGGUUAACUAUACAAAUGCAUGCACUUCAGCUAGCCAGACUAUUUUAACUUUGUCAUUUUCAUACAAUAGGUGUCAUUUUCCUCUGGUUUUCUUCAGGAAUGCAGUUCCAAACUGCAAAGAGAAUAAAAAGCUCAAAGAAUAUUAUUCUCUUUUUGUGCUUGGCAGCCUAUCAUCUUACACAGAACUGCUCUGAAGUGCCAGCAGUAAGAAUCAGUAUUACUGUAACUGGAUGAUUGGGUAAAACUAAAGUAACAAAAGAAAACUUCAGAAAGAAAUACUUAUGUAUUUAAUGGAAACAUAAAUUGAAAGAGCUUUCUAUUUAAUUCCUUUUUCCUUAACAAUAGGAGAGAAAUGUAGUGGGGAGAAAGUCCUUAUAGGUCCUGGCAGGCCUGGAUACUUGGCCACAUAUAGGCUUUUCUGCAUAGAUAAGGCUGAGUAGACAGAUAGGACUUCAGAAUCCAUCAACAUUAAUUUAAAUUGUCUUCUAUGAUUUGUUAGAAUAGCAAAGGCAAUUGCUCUUCUCCCAGCAGUGCUGAAAAAGUGAAUUCAGAGUGAUUAGUAAAGGCAACUUGGGAAUUCAUAAAAUAAAAAUCUUGUGGUAUCAUCAGUGACAGCUUCCUAGAACCACUUGCUUCGUGCACCACUGCUGCCAAAGAAAGCCAAAGGGUCAUGAGGCAUCCCACCCCCCCUUCAGUGAUGAGGCAGAGCACAUCCAUAGUGACACGCAGCACCCAGCUUCUCCUUCUGCUCCACUGCUUCUACACUCACUUCCUAUAUUCAGAGUUAGAAAACUUCUUAAGACUGAAUGUACUCCUUGCAGAGUGGUGCUGUAGCACUCCAUGUGAAGAAGCACCUGUAUCCGACCUCCAAAACUUGCGUGCAUGGAAGCUGAGCGACUGAGUCAUUCUCACUUGGACAAAAAGAAAAUAGAUGAUAAUUGCUGUAAUAGAAAACAGAUGGCUUCAGAAUUGGGAAACUUUAACCUUUUCAGAGACUGACAUUUAAGAUCAGUAAAAUGUCUGUUUUUGUCAAGGCAUUUCACCUAAUGAAGUUAAAGGGAGCUCCAUCCUCCACCCAGUGCAUGCCUUGGAAGUGGAGGACACCAAAAGGAUAUAGAGAGGAGAUAAUGACCAACAGCCCAAUUCCAAGCUCUACUGAAAUAGGCUUUCUGGCUUCUGGUAGCAUCAGACUGUAUCCCACAGUUCUUCCUAGCAGAAGCAUCACUGUACAAAGCAUCUUUCUGACUAGAAAUGCGUUAUACACACCAAACUUUCAUAAGCAGAAUAGGACAAAAUUUAGAGUAGAAUAUGCUGAUGGAUCUGACUGGAGAAAUCCAACUGCUUCUAUUUAAUUUUUUUUAUUUAAUUCUAGUAUCUACUUAGAAAUGCUAUUGGAAUACAAAAUUGUCACACCUUCUAUUACAUCAACAGCUAGAAAAUAAAUCACUACAGGCAAAAGAACCAAAAGUGAGAUGAAAGACUAGGUUCACAUUGCUUAGAAAAUAUAUUAAUGCAUCUCUCUAACUUUAUUCUUUCCACUUUGCUUAUAUUAAGGUCCAACUCCUGGCUUCACACAAGACCACCCAAAAAUCGAACCAUAGUUCUGAGAGCACUGUCCAAAUGCUCCUCAGAGACCAGCAGCUUGGGACUUUGCCCACUGCCCUGGGCAGCCUGUUCCACAUCCUCAGCCUGUUCCUCCCCUGUGUUCAUCUGCUCUGUGCUGAAUAACCAAGGGAGUUCAGACACUGCUCAUGCAUCUUGCCACCUAGACCCCUUCCCCAUCUUUGUAGCCCUCCUUUGGACACUCUCUCACAGUUUUAUAUCCUUAUAUUGUAGCACCCAAACAUGCACCCAGUGUUCCAUGUGAGGCCACACAGCACAGAGCAGCCCUUCCCUCUCCUGACUGGCAGUGCUGGGUCUGAUGCCCCCCAGGGGAUGCUUGUCCUUUUGUCUGCCAGGGCACACUGCUGGCUUAGACUCCACUUGCUGUCAUCCAGAAGCCCCAGGUCCCUUCCCAGCCUCUCAUUCCCCAGUCGGGAUUGCCCCAUGGCAGGUACAGAUUCUACCACUUGCCAUUGUUGAACUUCAUGCACUUGGUGAUUGCCCAGCCCUUGAGUUGGCCCUCAAGGGCAUUUAUGUUCCUUUCAGCUAACCAGAACAAAACAAACAAAACCAAAAAACUCCUGCACUAUCACUUCAAUUAGCUGUUGAGUAUUUCAGUUGGUUGCUCAGAGAUCAAGUUUUAAUACCAGGCCACGCCUGGAAGGCAGCAAUACUUCAGAAGUAUUAUACUUCCUUCUCAUAUGUACUUAAUCCUGAGGCUUUGAUUUUCUUCACAGCGAGAGGGCAAAGUCUCAAAUCUGAAGAGGCUGUAAAUGCAAAAAUUUAACCGUACUGACUGAAGUCAUUCUCUGUCGCUUCCACCUGCAUGCUCUGUUUCCAGUGGGAAAGAAUUAAUCAGAGUAACAAAAACACAUGUAAACCAGAAAAGCUGUGAGGGAAAAAGGUGCAAAGGCAUAAACCAUACAAAGGAUCUCUCCGAAGAGUAAGGACCAACAAAAUACUGGCUGGGAAGCAGUACCCCAUAUUACAGAGGGUUAGGAAUGAGGAUUAGUAAAUUAGAAGUGCUAUGCAUGUUUUUUUGCAUUGUUACAAAGGCACAAAACUUUCCAGAGAGCUUGCAUAAAAAUGUAAAGCAUGAAAAUUGUAUUUCAAAUGAUCUGUGAAAAAUAUUGAAUUGCCACUUCAGCUGUUAAACAAGGUGUAAUUCCCUCUUGCCAUCAAGAGAGAAAAAGUUUAAUCUGCAUCAGCCAAUAGUAUUUAAGUAAUGCAAACCAAUACAUCUCAGGAUAGAGUCUUAAAACCACUUGGCAUCCUCCUACUGGUCACCCAUGGUAUAAGCAGUUUUGCUUAGGUCUUCACAUGUACAACAAACUUAAUUGUAUGAUUACAUAAUCAGUAACUAGAACUGCAGUGAACACUACAUGCUGCAGCACAUUCAAUCCUUGAUAAUCUGACUUAAACUCUGCAGUAGACCUGGCUUCCUGAAAUGCAGAAGAUGGGAUAUUCUGCUGCUUAAAGAUUCCUUUAACAGGAGAAAGUGGGUGCAGGUACUUUACUGCAUGAUUGUUACCUCCUAACCUUCAUUAUGAUACAUAGAAUUUCAUUUUUAGUAUCUCAAUAAUUAGAAAUAUUUCCCACUUUUUACCAAUCUUGCACUUCGAGAAGGAUGGUGAUGAGCAGUGUUGCUCAUGGGACAAAGAUCUCUGCAGUGAAGUAGAGUAGGGAUGGAGAGGUUUGAAAUUCAUUCCUUGAGGUUGUUUGUUGUUUUGAUUUGAUUUUGUUUUUCUUUCAUCAAGUGGUGGGACAGUAUUCCAAACUCUGCCUCUUUCUUUCCUCACCUGAGCAUGAACCACUGUAGUGCCUUAUAUGGCAACAUGGUUCAAUCCACAUUUAUGUCCUGGUUUGCUUAGCAUUCCCCACAGAGAACAGGGAUUCUUUUCCUUCUUCUAUUACUUACUGUCCUAGAUUUGUCUCUAUAUUAGUCUUUUUAUGACCAUACAAGCAUAAUGUCAUUAAAGACAAAAUAAUUUCUGCCCAUAUCCUGUUCUGUGGUUUUACAGUGGAUUUGAAUUAAGGAAGGCCAGGCUGCAGACUUCUGCUCCUAUGCAAAGGAAUGUUGGUGGCAGGAGUCUCACCUAGCACAGUCUCUCCAAACGAACAAAAUCAGCUGCUCCUGCACAAACAAGCCCCAUCCAGCUUUGCAACAUGGAGAACCGAGCACAGUUACGUUCUGGUCUGCUGGUUCCAUUCUGUUUCUGGAACAUACUGCAAUAAAACAAAAAAUCAUAAACCAGUAUAGGCAGCCUGCCAGCACCUCGCCUUUAUCAGUUUGCUUGUUUGCAGGGCAAAGAGGAAAGCAUACUAAACUUUCU